CUGCGUCAUUGGUCCUCCUCGCGCCAGACGCUACACCCUCACUAGCAACAGUCGGCCUUCCCCAGGAGAAGGGCCUGGCCGCCCAGAUCGUACUGCAUUUGGAUCCAGCAAGCGGCAACCGCCUGCUGCCAUGUACUGCAGGAUCCAGUUGCGUGUCAACCGCCAACUUCCUGUCGCCUUCCCAGUACCUGCCCCCCUGGAGCUUUGAUCCGCUCACCUCGCAGCAGGCCAAGAGGCAGCUGCUAGACGAGCUGGUGGUUGAGCGAGGAGGAAUUGUCGUACGGGAGGACGAGCCCAGGGGCUACAUUGCGGCAGUUGUGCCGUACAAGCUGGGCCCAGGCCGACAGCAGCAGCCCUGGGACUUGCUGGAGUUCGUAUUCGCAUCGGAGGGUCGUACCGUCACCUUCAGGUCCGAGGCGCUACCCGGCGGCUUGCCUGGCUCUCAGCCGCUGCCGGGGCUACAGCUGCCGGCAGUCCCUCCGCGACCCUUCUGCUGGACCCUGGGUUGCGUGACGGGUCCGGGCAACAGGGGUCGGCUGGAGGCCCUGCGGGAUAGCCUGGGGUGGAGCAGCCUGGAGACGGACGAGGACAAGAGCUGGGUUCCCUUCCUGUUGCAUGACUGAUGAAGGGUGUGGAUACCGUUGCGGGUUGGGGUGCCGACUGGCUGCAUGGGUGCAUGGGUGCAACCUGCAUGAGGGCCCUACCUGCAUGCACCUGUUGUCACGCCCUACCGCUGUGUUUCUGCACAGAUCCUGCCAAAGCCGCGUGGUGAUGGGGCCUGAACUUGUAUGACCUGUACAUCGCAUACGGUGUGGGUCGUGGUCGGGAGUGAGAGGAGGGCUCUUGGAAAUUUGCAGGAGCAAAAGGCACAAAGAGCGAUACAGGUGCAGGCGCGGGUAAAUGCUGUGGUGGGCCUUACUUGUCGUAAUGGCUCGGUACGGCGGUAUGUGUCUGCUGGCCAUCUUGGUGUGCUAUUUGGUGGGGGACCUGGAACCGCCGAAUGGCUACUGACCCUGAAGAGGUGUGCAACUGUAGGAGCGGCGGGGAGCGAGGACACACGGCUCCCCAGCUGUAGAGAGCCAUUGACAACAUACGCCCGACAACUGAUCACUUCCCGCAACAGGAAAAGCGGCAAGUCACUUAGUGACUUGUGGUGCGGGGCAGUAGUGUUGUUAGUAUGUUUCCAUGCAUGCGGCGGUUUUCCUGUUGGGUAUGAAAACGGA
Molecule: messenger RNA, 1223 nt
Organism: Astrephomene gubernaculifera
Lineage: Eukaryota; Viridiplantae; Chlorophyta; Chlorophyceae; Chlamydomonadales; Astrephomenaceae
Source: the annotation of a GenBank genome assembly